AUGCUGGGGUUCAAGCUUAUUGUUGCGUGGCUUGGGAUUGGAAUUGUGAUGUUCGGGACAAUCAGUGGAAGCCCCAUUCCGCUUUCGAAACACAAGGAAGCAUCCAUCCACCGUCUGGACGGGAGGAGGCCUGGAAAGCCAGAUCCCAUGGUACGAUGUCGGGUGUACCGAUGGAGCCGGAGUCGGCUGUACCGUAGUCACCGGAGAUCAAUAUGA
Molecule: messenger RNA, 216 nt
Organism: Aspergillus luchuensis
Lineage: Eukaryota; Fungi; Ascomycota; Eurotiomycetes; Eurotiales; Aspergillaceae
Exons: 3
Coding region: 1-216 (71 amino acids)
Source: RefSeq, a predicted model, not a curated record